Durio zibethinus is the source of this 884-nucleotide messenger RNA. RefSeq names its product nascent polypeptide-associated complex subunit alpha-like protein 1. The record is from RefSeq and is a predicted model, not a curated record. Gene Ontology annotation, cellular component: nascent polypeptide-associated complex. Lineage: Eukaryota; Viridiplantae; Streptophyta; Magnoliopsida; Malvales; Malvaceae.
GGAGUACAUACGCACACUGCAUUCCUUUAUUAAGAGGCUUCGUUUUGGGGGUUUUAGGGUUUUUAUUUUCUUCUUAUAGUUUUAUUCUUUCUCUCAACCCAAAAUGACUGCUCAGACGGACAAAGAGAUCGAAGAGAUCCUCGCUGCCCAUCUGGACCAACAGAAAAUCGAUUCCGAACAACCUGUAGUUGAAGAUGACGACGACGACGACGACGACGACGAUGAGGACGAUGACAAGGAUGAAGAUGAUGCUGAAGGACAUCAUGAUGGAGAUGGAAGUGGUAGGUCAAAGCAAAGCAGAAGUGAAAAGAAGAGUCGCAAAGCAAUGUUGAAGCUUGGGAUGAAACCAAUUCCAGGUGUUAGCCGGGUUACUGUCAAGAAGAGCAAGAAUAUCUUAUUUAUCAUUUCAAAACCGGAUGUCUUCAAGAGCCCUGCAUCAGAUACCUAUGUGAUCUUUGGAGAGGCUAAGAUUGAGGAUUUAAGCUCACAAUUGCAGACUCAGGCUGCUGAGCAAUUUAAGGCACCUGAUCUCAGCCAUGUGGUCUCCAAACCUGAGUCAUCAACCCUGGCCCAGGAUGAUGAAGAAGUAGAUGAGACUGGAGUUGAGCCCAAGGACAUUGAGUUGGUGAUGACACAAGCAGGAGUCUCCAGGUCGAAGGCUGUCAAGGCACUCAAGGCAGCAGAUGGAGACAUUGUUUCUGCUAUAAUGGAGCUAACAACCUAAGAAUGGUGUUAGUGGCAUGUGAUGGACUUGGUCGUAGUUAAUUUGGUUUGUGAGAAUUGUGUGUUCCAUGUUGGAUAUCCCUUUUGUUUUUCAAGUUUCUUUUUAAAUGUCAUCUUUUCCCUUUUCUUCUUACUGUUAUACUAGUAAAAACCAUUUGGGA